CUCACAUAUGCACAAGGAGACAAAAACGCUUCAUCAGCAAUAAAUAGUUUGUUUAUUAAUGAAAUCCAACGCAGUUUGACUCAUAUACAUACAAGCUCAGCGUUGAAAAGGUCUAUUUCUUAGAAUUCAAAAGUUCUGCGACUUUUUGUUGCGUUGCCAUACUGAAGAAGCAGUAUUGCCACACCAGAUCAAAAGCUUUAUUGGCGUUGUGAACCAGCUCGUGUAUUGCUUUCAAGCAGAAUUUACCGGGAAGCCACCGAUCUUAGUGAAGAAUAUACCAUUAUCCAAAUUUUAAUACAUAUAUAUAUAUAUAAAAGAAAGGCAAUCAUGUCGGAUUACGUUGUUGAACGCAUUGAGGGAAAACGCAUUGUAAAUGGAGAAGUUCAAUACUAUCUAAAAUGGCUGGGAUAUCCACGCAGUGAAAAUACUUGGGAGCCGCUUGAAAAUCUCUCAUGUCCCGAUUUUAUAGCUGAAUUCGAAGAAUCGGAAAAAAAGAAGACCAAGAAUAGGAAGAGAAAGCUAUCGACACAAAGUUCUGUAGAAAGCAACGGAAUUACUAUGGCGGAGAAAAAAUUAGAUGGCAGUAUUGGUUUUCAACGUGGAUUGAUCGCUUCGAAAAUAUUGGGAGCUACGGAUACUUCGGGAAAGCUUAUGUUUUUGAUGUCUUGGAAAAAUUCAAAUUACAUUGAUCUGGUACCUGCUAAGGUGGCCAACAUAAAAUGUCCGCAAGUGGUCAUUAAGUUUUACGAAGAGCGUCUCACCUGGCAAUCGGACAUUGAUGAGAAAAAACGUACAAGAACUUCUAAUGCAAACUCCGCAACGAAGAGAGAAAAUCUUGUACAAAUUGAUCUAACAGAGGGCGAUUGUUGAGACGGAGCAACGGCAAAUGUGCAAGUGUACGUGCACAUACAUACAUAUAUGCAAACAUAUAUACGUUCAUUUACAGUUAGACAUAUAUACAGUCAUACCUAAAUAUGUAUGAAUAUAAAAGAGUUUAUUUGAUUUAAGUACAUACCAUAUCUAUUUGAAGUGAAAUCAUUGUUACACAUUCACAAUUUUGUUAAAUCGUAAUUAAGUUGACAGUUGAAAAAUUACAUGACCUUUGUUAAUGUA
Molecule: messenger RNA, 1113 nt
Organism: Drosophila mojavensis
Lineage: Eukaryota; Metazoa; Arthropoda; Insecta; Diptera; Drosophilidae
Product: chromobox protein homolog 1
Exons: 2
Coding region: 328-870 (180 amino acids)
Biological process (GO): negative regulation of transcription by RNA polymerase II; chromatin organization
Cellular component (GO): pericentric heterochromatin; nucleus
Molecular function (GO): chromatin binding
Source: RefSeq, a predicted model, not a curated record